Molecule: messenger RNA, 5175 nt
Organism: Leguminivora glycinivorella
Lineage: Eukaryota; Metazoa; Arthropoda; Insecta; Lepidoptera; Tortricidae
Gene: NOS1
Product: nitric oxide synthase-like
Exons: 22
Coding region: 83-3706 (1207 amino acids)
Biological process (GO): nitric oxide biosynthetic process
Molecular function (GO): flavin adenine dinucleotide binding; heme binding; calmodulin binding
Source: RefSeq, a predicted model, not a curated record
ACGCCGGCAAGCAUAUAUACUAUGACCGAGUCAAACAUCUUUCAGUUUAAGAAAUUCCCACGUGCGAGUGGUGUCUCAAUAAAUGUCAAAUCCAUUACUUUGCUGUGGUAAGGGUCACUUAGCCCUGCAUGAUUCGGAAAAAGAGACUUUGAAACCAAUUAAAAAAUCAAAUAACAAAAUGGAACCUGUUGUUAACGGGAAUCAUAUUCCCGCGGUUUGUCCGUUUAGUGGUAACAGUGCGGAAAGUGUGAAUGAAAAGAGAAAUUUGCGUGUGAAAUUGAACCAUCCAAUGAAGCUCCGGAACUAUUUGGACAGCUCCUUGCAGACUCUAGACACACUGCACACCAGGGAAAAUGAUAUCGCUCUUAUUGAUUCCCGCUGCACCCGCGUCGUUUGCUCGGGCAGCGUCAUCGACAUCCCGCGACCGGACGUCGUGCGCACCCCUGAAGAGAUCUUUUGCGACGCAGAAAAGUUCUUCAAGGAAUACUACGCGUCUAUACGAAGAGAAAAUACUAGUGCGCACACGGCCAGGCUGCAGGAAGUUAAGGCAGAGCUGGAUGGAAAGGGCACGUACAAUUUGAAGAGCCCCGAACUGGUGUACGCGACAAAGUUGGCGUGGCGAAACGCGACGCGAUGCAUUGGCAGGAUACAGUGGAAAAAGUUGCAGGUCUUCGACUGUAGAGAAGUAACAACUGCAAAAGGAAUGUUCGAGGCGCUUUGUACUCAUAUCAAAUACGCUACGAAUAAAGGAAAUAUUCGAUCGGCAAUCACAAUUUUCCCGCAACGCACGGACGGCAAACAUGACUACAGGAUAUGGAACCCACAGCUCCUCAACUACGCGGGGUACGUUCAAGAAGACGGAACCGUCUUGGGUGACCCUGGCAGAGUCGAGUUCACAAAUAUCUGCAUAAAGCUGGGAUGGAAGCCGCCGUACACGAUGUGGGACGUUCUGCCGCUGGUUCUGCAGGCUGACGGCAAGGAGCCAGAGUUUUUCGACAUACCCCGAGAUAUUGUAUUGGAAGUCCAUAUGGAACAUCCUGAAUUCGACUGGUUCAAGGAGCUCGGCCUCCGCUGGUACGCGCUGCCCGCCGUCGCCAACAUGCGACUGGACUGUGGCGGCAUCGAGUUCACUGCCACGGCCUUCAACGGCUGGUACAUGGGCACUGAGAUCGGGUGCCGCAACUUCUGUGACGCCAACCGUCUUAAUGUGUUGGAAAAAGUAGCACUAAAAAUGGGGCUCGAGACUACCUCGGCUGUAUCUCUCUGGAAGGACCAGGCAGUGGUGGAGAUCAACAAAGCCGUGCUGCACAGUUUCCACAGGGACGUCGUGUCCAUAGUGGACCACCACUCUGCUUCUGAGCAGUUCAUGAAGCAUUUGGAAAACGAAAAUAAGGCUAGGGGAGGUUGUCCAGCUGACUGGGUUUGGAUUGUUCCGCCAAUGUCAUCAUCUCUAACACAAGUUUAUCAUCAAGAAAUGGCUAAUUAUUACAUGAAACCGUCUUAUGAGUAUCAGAUUGAUGCGUGGAAGAAAUACAAUUGGGAAAAAUCAGGCGAAAAGCCUCAUAGAAAAUUCCACUUCAAGCAAAUAGCACGAGCCGUCAAGUUCACCUCCAAACUGUUCACCACCGCGCUGUCUCGUCGCGUCAAGGUCACCAUCCUCUAUGCCACAGAGACAGGCAAAUCUGAACAGUAUGCCAAAGAAUUGGGGACCAUGUUUGGACACGCUUUUAACGCUCAGGUCUUCGCAAUGGAUGAGUAUGACAUGUUCUCCAUUGAACAUGAAACACUUAUUUUGAUAGUGACCUCAACAUUUGGCAAUGGAGAGCCUCCUGCGAAUGGCCAGGAUUUCAUAGAUCAUCUUUUCCAAAUGCAAAACAUGGAAAAUGAGCUACAUCAUUCAGACGGCUCUCAAGGUGCUCCAAGCCCAGGUUUCAGGACACCAACACCAAAAUCUCUAAUGAGAACUAACAGCGUUAUGUCACCUCCACCAUUCAAAGUGCCUCUUUCGCGCGUGGAAUCCAACAGAAGUACUACCGGAGAAUCUUCUAUCGAGCACCUUGGCCCAUUGAGCAAUGUCAGUUUUGCGGUGUUUGGUCUGGGAUCCAGCGCAUAUCCCAAGUUUGCAAACUUUGGCAAAACUGUCGACAGAGUUUUGGGAGAUUUGGGAGGAGAAAGGAUCUUGGAACUUGCUACCGGUGAUGAAAUGUUUGCCCAAGAACAAGAAUUCCGCGCUUGGUCUUCUAAAAUCUUCCAGGUUGCUGCCGAGACAUUCUGCGUCGAAGAAAACAUGCUAAUGGAUGCCAGAAACGCAAUCUCAAAGCUGCCGCUAACGGAAGAAACCGUCAGAUUUGGAAAACCGUCUACUGAAGUGCCUUUGAAACAGGCCCUGGAGAGUACCUACAAGAGGCAAAUCAUUCCUAGUAUGGUCAAGAAAGUUAAACGACUAGGCGAUCACACUGAAGACCGAGAAACUAUAUUUGUAGAUAUGCAACCAAGAGAUGAAAUCAAAUACGACCCAGGAGAUCAUCUUGGUGUUCUGCCUUGCAAUCGUGAAGAAGUUGUAAACUCAGUGUUGAAAAGACUUAAAGAAACAGAUUUCGACGUUCCUGUACAACUACAAGUUAUGAAAGAAACCCUUUCACCUCUUGGUUCGUCAAAGACGUGGGAGAAACAUGAACGUAUACCAGCACUGUCUAUCAGAGAUAUGUUUACUCGAUUUCUAGACAUAACAACUCCACCUUCAACAACUGUUCUGAAGUACUUAGCUAAAGCUUGUACUGAUGAAAAAGAUAUUUUGAGAAUAAAUGAGCUAAUUCAGGACUCUGAGAAAUAUGACGAAUGGAAGCAUUUCCAUGUGCCUCAUCUAGGAGAAGUUUUGGAGGAGUUUCCAUCGUGCAAGCCACAGGGUUCACUUUUAGCAGCGCUUCUCCCUGCCUUGCAACCAAGAUUCUAUUCUAUUUCCUCGUCACCCCUGGCGCACCCGAAACAUGUCCAUCUCACUGUGGCUAUCGUGUUUUACAAAGUUCGAAAUGGUACAGGUCCAGUUCAUUAUGGAGUUUGCUCAAACUAUUUAAAGAAUCUCAGAGAAAACAAAGAUGAAAUUUUCGUUUUUGCAAGACGUGCACCAACCUUCCAUUUGCCAAAGAGUUUAUCGGUACCCCUAAUCCUGAUUGGGCCCGGUUCCGGUGUCGCCCCACUGAGAGGAUUCUGGCAUCACAGAAAAUACCAAAUAAAGGAACUAGCUAAAAAGGAGACGAUCGGACCAGUUUGGCUAUUCUUCGGGUGUCGAACAAAAGGGAUGGACAUAUACAGAGUCGAAAAAGAGCAGGCUAUCAGAGAAGGAACUCUUAACAGAGUUUUCUUAGCUCUUUCACGAGAAAAAAAGGAGGACAAGAAAUACGUCCAAGACCACUUAAGAGAGGAGGGUCAAGCAAUAACCAGAAUGCUCAUGGAAGAAGGCGGACACUUCUAUGUGUGUGGAGACUGCAAGAUGGCCGAAGAAGUGCAACAGACAUUAAAACAGAUACUGCAACAGCACACUAACUUUUCAGAACUCGAGGCUGAACAUUUCAUAAUGAGCUUAAUGGACGAUAACCGAUAUCAUGAAGACAUAUUUGGCAUCGUUCUACGCACGGCAGAAGUGAAGAAUGCUUCUAGAGAAACCGCUCGAAGAACCCGACUGGAAUCAGGACAAUCUCAAUCUUAAAAUUACCUAGUUAAGGUACAACAUUAACCUGCCUAUUUUAACUAACAUGUCGCAAAAUCCACAUUGUUAUAAGUGAAUAAUUUAUAACUUACUUAUUAUAUACAUUGAAUAUUUAGUUUUAAAAUAGUAGGAUGCAUUUAGGUACCUAUAGACAUAUUUAGGCUAGAUUGGUACUGUCUUACCAUUACCUACUAAUUUAUAGGUAUUUAUAAAAAUAAUAGGUUAUAUACCUCUAUAUAUAUUGUAUAAUAAGAUUUAGUAUCGAUCAAUUCGCGUCUUCCUUUUCCACGGGGCAUGUUGGCAAGACAAAGGUACAUCCUACUGUGCCAGCAUCGACAAAAUUCAUUGAUGGACCAACAAAAUGUAGAUUUUAUAAUAUAAUUGUUAAGUUUAUUUUACUCCUAUUUUAUUGUUGGAAUUCGUUUUAUAAAUAGUGUUUAAAACAGUAUUAAAUACUUUAUAAUAAAAAAAGUAUACAUUUAAUUACAUUGAAAUGUCUCCAAUUAAAUAUUUUUGAUUAUAAUACUUCGCACAAAUUAAUAGUUCUGUGAUUGAAUUUAUUGAAAUUAUAAUAUUCAUAAUUUGAGUAGGUACAUCAGACAUGUCGUACUGUAGUUAAAAUCUCUAUUUAGUUAUUUAAAUUAGUAUUUUAUCAUUUAAAAUCAUUAAGGAACAUUUACUAAGAUUAAUAUUUAUUUAAGCGCUUUAUUUAUGGCAAUGACUGAAAAGCGUGACACAAGCCCAAUAAGUACUUUAACAGUUUCAACAUACCUACACAUUGUGUAUCUAACAUCACUCACAGAUCAUUCAUUAUGUACACAGACAAUAGCACGUAUGUGCGUAGCAAUGUACUCGAAACAGCCUACGUGACAAAACUACAUAAGUCGGUCCCAGUUGUAAAGUACCUAGGCCUUAGACCGUCUUCAAAAAAGUUUCUGGGCAAAUUCAAUGUGCCCAGUCAUGUUUUACCUGGCUGUUUGAACACAGGUAGCCCUUUUGUCUCCAAUGGUGUCAUUUAGACGCGAAAUUUAGAAUAAGGGCUGUACGUGGCAUAUAUUAUGUGUAACAGCAAAAAAUUUAAGACCUACCUACCUUGCGUAGCUGUAGGUACAGUCAACCAAAUGGAACCCUAGGCCACCGUAGAACUAUGUCAUAGUGACGUUAUAAAUCAGAUUGUAAGAAAUCUCUUACUGCUUGUCAUUUUGACUUUGUGGCCUGGGGUUCCAAUUGGUUGACUGUACCUAACCUACUUAAAUAUACAAAGUUGAUAGAAAAUCCCGCAUGAAUAAGUGAAGAGUCAUUUCGUGAACAUUGUUAUCAAAGACACAAAGGAAACUUUAGUAUUUUAGAGAUAAAACUAAUUUAAAUGUUAGAUUAUUUAUUUGUAUACCUUUAGAAUUAUUUCUGAUAAGCCUGUGUAGUUUGGGGAAUAUACAUUUUUUUAUUAAGAAUAAAACUGUACCGAGUAA